GCUGCCUCCCGAGACCCCAGGGACAGCCCUGGUGACUUCCCCGGAAGACGGGUGGUGUGGUCCUUCCUUCAUCCCUCACGUCUCCCUUUUCCGAUGCCCUAGGUGUCUGCGGCACUGGGCCCCUGAGUUCUGGAGGUGCGGAUUCCAGAGCCCAUGUCUCUCUGAAGAGGGUCCGAGGAGGCUCCGUGUUGUUCCACGUGACUCGGGAUCUGGAAGGAGACGCAGAAGCUCAGCUGGAGGAGAUGGUGUGGGGCUUUGGCCCCGAGACCACCUACAGAGUCCUGCUGCGUGUGGGCAGCGGUGGGGACCGGCCAACCUGGGUCAGUCUCCAGGACAAGUACAGGCACAGGGUCCGUGUGCCCAAUAUGAGGUCCCUGCUCAUUGCGAACCUGACCCGUGAGGACAGUGGGCAGUACCGGGCUCGAGGCAGCUUCUCUGGAGGAAGGGAAUUUACCCAGGUGUUCCAGCUCACUGUCAACGAGCCGGUGCCCCUCCCCCAGAUCCUGGCCAAGUCACUGUCUGUCACAGCAGACUGGUGCAACAUCACUCUGGAGUGCAGAGCCGUGGGGGCCUCGGAGGACCUGAAUGUGACCUGGUGGCACAGUGACCUCCCGAGGAAGUGGCAGCAGACAGGAACCCUGGGACAAGGCCUCAGUACCUGGUCCCUGGCUGUGCGCCUGCCCCUGGACCAGGCCAACACCAGCCUCACCUGUAAUGCCAGCAACCAGGUGGACCUGAAAACUGCCACCACCACCCUGGGGGACGUCUGUGCCCAAGGGCGUCCGUUGACAACAUCUGGAAGGAAAGAGACCUGUCACUACUGUCUACAGUGAGGUCCACAGGCCAGGCCGGGCCGUGCAGGUCAUUUAAGUGGAAGCAGCAGGAGAAGGCAGCACUCCCAGGCUGCCUCCGUUCCCAGCAGGACGCCUGCAGACACAUCCUCUCCCAGCUCUGCUCCAGCUCCAGCUGCCUGGUCAGCAUUACUGACCCUUGUGCCCUCAGCUCCCUGUCACACAGGACCAAUGUCACCUGUGCCACUUUUUCUGCUGGUAAAACAGGAUCUCUGGGGAUGUGGGCACCCCCACUGCUGGAUGGGCCAAGGUCACUGGGCGGCCACCACAGAAACGCCACAGAGGUACAGAGACAUGGCUUGCAGGCGCUGCGAGCUUCCUGCAGCCUCUGGCCUCGGUCACCACCCCACUUCCUGGGUCCUCCAGUCAUGGGUCAUGCCGCCGCUGCUCCAAUGUUUCUGCCACGUCCACGAGGUCAAGUCCCAUCUUCAGAUGUACUGAUGGAUGGCUCUCGGGGGUCGUCCUGGGCUGUGCACAGGAUUCUUUGUUCAGCUAUGGAUGUCCCAAUACUGACUGUGGCUUAACAGGGAGAGGCCAAGGGAAAGACUCAGGCUGUCCCACUGCUGAUUCUGCUUCCUGUGAAGGAAGGGCCUCCACCAAAGGAUGCUGAUUCCGGUGAGUAGGAGCAUGACACCAGCGUGGUCCCUGGCUCUGAACAGGCAGAACAUGUGCUAGGAGAGCGGCUCUAAACCGAAUCGCUGCCAGAUUCUAUCAGAAUGGUACACACUUCCCACCUUGGACCUUAGAACCUCCUGGCUGAGUUGGAUAGGCACAUUCAGGUUCGAUGAGCUGGUCCCCUUGAGGAGAGGGCCAGAGCCAGGAAGGACAAUGAUGUUACAUGACCAUCAAAAGUAUCCCAGAGAGGGGGCCGGCCGAGUGGCUCAAUUGGUUAAGAGCUCGCUCAAGAGUUUGAGCUCUGAG
Hipposideros armiger (great roundleaf bat) is the source of this 1772-nucleotide messenger RNA. Its product is annotated as SLAM family member 5-like. The transcript has 3 exons. Gene Ontology annotation, cellular component: membrane. NCBI's taxonomy places the organism in Eukaryota, Metazoa, Chordata, Mammalia, Chiroptera, Hipposideridae. The coding region runs from base 243 to 833 and encodes 196 amino acids. The record is from RefSeq and is a predicted model, not a curated record.